CUUCAAGGUGGCGGCGCCCACUGGUUCCAUGAGCGAUCUGGAGAGUAGCAGCUGCAGCAGCGAUGCGGAGGAGCUGGAGCGGUGCCGCGAGGCGGCGAUGCCGGCCUGGGGCUUGGAGCAGCGCCCGAGGGGCCCGGAGAAGCCAAGAGUCGGUGCUGCAAAUACUCAGUUGCCAACCACCCAGCCGAGCCUCAGACACAAUGUGGAUGAGCACGAACAAGACGGCAACGAGCUGCAGACCACCCCUGAAUUCCGAGCACACGUAGCUAAGAUGCUGGGAGCCCUGCUGGACAGCUCCAUUACCAUCUCAGAAGCAGUGAGGGAGCCAAGAAAGGCUGAGGUACCGAGAGGCGUCCUGGAGGAUGAUGGCUUCCGCCUUUUCUUCACGUCCAUCCCUGGAGGCCCUGAGAAGGAAGCUGCUCCCCAGCCCUGCCGGAAACGGUUGCCUUCCAGCUCCAGCAGCGAGGACGGCGACGAGGAGUUGCAGCGCUGCCGGGAGGCAGCUGUGUCAGCCUCUGACAUCGUCCAGGAGUCCGCCAUCCACGGCCCUGGCAACGUGGAGAAAAAGGCAAAGAAGAAGAAAAGGAAGUGGAAAAAGAAAGCCAAGGAGGACAGCACCAACCUUGCCCCCGCGGCCACCACCGCAAGCAAGGCCGCAUCUGGGGAGCAGGGAAAGGAGUCCGCCGGGCUCAACAGAGACCAGGCGCCGUUUGGGACCAAAAAGAAGAAAAGGAAGAAGAAGGCAAAGAGGGCCAGUGAGACCUCCCCAUCCCCACCAGCAAAGAGCGCAGCAGCCGUGCCUGCAAACUGAGCCCCACCUGUGAGCAUGGGGCCCAGCUCAGGCAGCUACGGGGGACAAGGCAUGUCCAGGCCCCGCCUCCCUCUCCAAGUGCAAGGACUUGGCUAGCAAGUCUAGACUUCGCCCAUGACUGGGGCUGGCCCAAGGGUCGGGGCAAAGAAGCGGUUGUAGGGUGAGCAAGGCCUGCCCUUCUGUGCUCCCACUGGGGCUGGGGCAGACCCGUGGUACCAGAACAUUCUGUGGUCUCAGGAAGAAGGAGGGGCCUCCCAGUUACUGAAGGCCGAUGACCAAGUGGUAGAGCUUCCGCCGCCUCAGCCUGGUGUGGGAGGCGACCUGAAGAAAACGAGGGAGGGCGUCCCCGAGAUGCCAAGCCCCAGGAGGAGUUUUGUGCGUCUCCCUCCAAGCCACACAGACCUGAUACAACAUUGUCUGGAAAAGGAGAGAGAUCCCUGCCUCCACCUGGUUUUCCAGAAUUUUCUUUCUUCACAUUGUGAAUACACCAUGCAUGAUCAUGUCUCUGAGCCAACCAGAUAAUUGAAAAUAAAUUGUCGAGGGACCCAGAAUGUAACAGAGGGAUUUGGGUGCUGCCCUCGUGUCCGUGCUGAACCGUGAUGAGCCACUGUAAGUAAGCAUCACACAGGAGGGGUCCUGCCUACACCCCCAGAAGUGUUCCCCUACCCCAGCGUCAAGACUUCAGGAAGUGUCACAGCACUCAUGGCCUGGGGGAUUCAUGGACCCAUGUAUCCUGCAAGAAGGAGCAGAAGUUCAAGGUGAAGGUGAAGUGCUGGCUUCGUUGCCUGGCUUUGGAGAUUUGGCAAAGCAAGGAAGGCAGAGGUGGGAUGUGAGAGUGUGUGUGCCGGCCCCAUCCCUCCUUGGGCUCCUGGUCCCCUUCCACCGCCCUCUGCCUGCCCAAUCCCAUCUGGGCGAUGUGUGGACAAGCAAGAUGUUUCAACAUGUUCCUCAUUUACUUUACUAAAAGUUAAAUAAAUGUACAGGCUCUCUCUUA
This is a messenger RNA of Mesoplodon densirostris (Blainville's beaked whale), 1805 nucleotides long. It is a transcript of the gene C15H12orf43, whose product is annotated as chromosome 15 C12orf43 homolog. The record is from RefSeq and is a predicted model, not a curated record. NCBI's taxonomy places the organism in Eukaryota, Metazoa, Chordata, Mammalia, Artiodactyla, Ziphiidae. Bases 29 to 811 code for a protein of 260 amino acids. The transcript is spliced from 6 exons. Gene Ontology annotation, biological process: negative regulation of Wnt signaling pathway; Wnt signaling pathway; Spemann organizer formation.